Molecule: messenger RNA, 900 nt
Organism: Oikopleura dioica
Lineage: Eukaryota; Metazoa; Chordata; Appendicularia; Copelata; Oikopleuridae
Source: the annotation of a GenBank genome assembly
AUGCUUCUAUUCUUUUUAUUCUUGCAGCUUGGUUUUUCGCAAGAAAAGAGAAAAGUCCUAGUUGAUUGCGACCCAGGAAUCGACGAUGGACUUGCUCUUCAGUAUCUUCUGUAUUUGAACUCGACGGUUGAAAUUGUUGCAGUGACGAUUGUCGACGGAAACACAAAGACCUCGCAAAGUGCAGCAAAUGCUCUUCGACUUUUCAAAAGCCACGGAGUAGAUCCUGUCCCGCCGAUCUACCUUGGUGCAGACAAAAACACUUCCAGCGAUGAUUGGUUUGGAAAAGACGGUUUCGGCGAUCGACAAGACCUCGAGCCCGUUAUUUUCAAAGAAGACAUUGAACAAGGAAAACAUCCAGAGAUUAGAACAGACAAGUCUUCUGCCGAAGCAAUUGUUCAUUUUUCACGGGAAGUGGGAGAUUUGGCGAUUUUAGCACUUGGGCCACUGUCGAAUAUUGCCUCGGCGCUAGAAAUUGACUCAAAGAUACCUGAAAGAGUGAGAGAACUGACUAUUAUGGGUGGCAAUUUGUAUGGAACUGGCAACUCACCUGGGCAAGCGGCUGAGUACAAUUUUUGGUUCGAUUAUCGAGCAGCGGAAAAAGUCAUUUCAAGCUUUCUUCCAAAACUGACUCCAAAAAUAGUCACAAUGGAACUAGCCUUUUCGAAUCCCGUUCCCAUCUCUUUCUGGGAAAACAUGAAAAACGAGUUUCUGAAAGAAAUAUCAAAACUCGACGCAGAAAGGUAUUUCGGUGAGCGCGAGAAAAGAUGCGAGUUCGAUUCCGAAAGCGGCUGGCCUCUUUGUGAUUUGAUCGCCGCAGUUCUUUGGACAGAGCCAGAAGUGGCACAAGAAUCGUGGGAGCACGCGGUGGGUGUUGAAGUCGAAGGAAAAUAUUCAAAGUAA